Neocloeon triangulifer is the source of this 1232-nucleotide messenger RNA. RefSeq names its product eukaryotic translation initiation factor 3 subunit C-like. The coding region runs from base 154 to 819 and encodes 221 amino acids. Gene Ontology annotation, cellular component: eukaryotic translation initiation factor 3 complex. Lineage: Eukaryota; Metazoa; Arthropoda; Insecta; Ephemeroptera; Baetidae. Gene Ontology annotation, molecular function: translation initiation factor activity; RNA binding; translation initiation factor binding. The record is from RefSeq and is a predicted model, not a curated record. The transcript has 8 exons. Gene Ontology annotation, biological process: translational initiation.
ACGCCCCCAAUCCGCACCAAACACAAACAGAAACAAAUCCCGCACUGUCCCGCACGUUUCAAGUAAAAAACAAAAAGUAUGUUGACAUCAUGCGAAAACAAACGCCUGUGUCUUGUUUAAGACUGUUUCCUCGCCCUUGCACUUGCAGCCUAAAUGCAAUCAUCAGGUCGGUUGGAACCUGAGAAUGAACCCAGACCACGAUUCUUCGCCCCCGUCUCCGAUUUUGAGGCCGAGAGGAGCCCAGCCGGCUUCAAAAAAUUUAAGUUUGACGGCGAGGAGGAGGCGGCGAAGCGCGUGGUGCGUUCGACCAAGGAGAAGCGCUACGAGGAGCUGACCAACCUCAUCAAGCAGAUCAGGAACCACAAGAAAAUCAAAGACAUGUCCAGCAUGUUGUCCUCGUUCGAGGAGCUGACCAGGGCGUACCAGAAGGCCCUGCCCGUGGUGACCAAGGAGGAGAACGGAGUCACGCCCAGGUUCUACGUCCGCAUCCUCGCAGAACUCGACGCCUUCAUCAACGAAGUCUGGGAAGAUAAGGAGGGAAGGAAGAACAUGUCAAAAAACAACUCCAAGUCGUUGGCCUCAAUGAGGCAGAAGCUGAGAAAGUUGCAAGCUCUGCGUGAUUUAAGAGUGAGCUUAUUCUCUUCCCUUUCUCAGGUGAAAAUCAUCCUGCGGCGCCGCCAAGAACAAAGCGCCAGGGCGCCUCAGGGUCGUAGUACAAGGGCAAGGAGCCCAUCUACGCCAGCUCGCAGCAGCCGGACACGUAGCACGGGGCGCGACCUGGAUGCGGUGGCCGCCAGCAUCGGCAGACCUUUGAGCUGAGGUCAGAAGUGUCCGACAAGAAGGUCGAGAGGAAGCCGUUGGCUCUCAGGACGCACUAAAGUCCAGACCUGUGGCCUUCAGGCGCAGUCCCCCCGACCCCGAGGCGUCAGUUAGUGCGGCUCGAAAGCAUCACUACCCUCCCCCUAAGAUGACACACAACUGCGAUUUGCUUUUAUUUUGUACUCUGAUGUUUCCCUCCCGUUCUAUAUCGUUGUGCGACUAUUUGAUCAUUUGUCCCAUAAGAUUCAUGUGUUAAAAAAUUUUUGUUAAAAUUUGUACAGAUUUUAGUAAUGUACUUGUAAUUUUUUUGUAAAAAUUUAAAGAAUAUAAAACUCAUUUUAAUAUGUAUUAAUGCAUUUAUUGAUUUUCUCAAAUAUUUUUUAUAAUUUAAAAUUAAACCUCUCUUUGAGAAA